AUGUCAAAGGUGUCCUUUAAGAUCACACUCACGUCGGAACCCUGGCUGCCCUACAAAGUGGUCAGUGUUCCUGAAAGUACACCUUUCACAGCAGUCUUAAUGUUUGCAGCAGAAGAAUUUAAAAGUGCAAUUAGUACCAGUGAUGGAAUAGGAAUAAAUCCUCCUCAGACUGCUGGCAAUGUUUUUCUAAAGCAUGGUUCAGAACUAUGGAUUAUUCCUAGAGAUCGCAUUGGAAGUCAUUAA
Molecule: messenger RNA, 243 nt
Organism: Jaculus jaculus (lesser Egyptian jerboa)
Lineage: Eukaryota; Metazoa; Chordata; Mammalia; Rodentia; Dipodidae
Product: ubiquitin-fold modifier 1-like
Exons: 1
Coding region: 1-243 (80 amino acids)
Biological process (GO): protein K69-linked ufmylation
Cellular component (GO): nucleus; cytoplasm
Source: RefSeq, a predicted model, not a curated record